Molecule: messenger RNA, 607 nt
Organism: Vidua chalybeata
Lineage: Eukaryota; Metazoa; Chordata; Aves; Passeriformes; Viduidae
Product: hemoglobin subunit beta-like
Exons: 3
Coding region: 110-553 (147 amino acids)
Biological process (GO): oxygen transport; hydrogen peroxide catabolic process
Cellular component (GO): blood microparticle; haptoglobin-hemoglobin complex; hemoglobin complex
Molecular function (GO): oxygen carrier activity; oxygen binding; peroxidase activity
Source: RefSeq, a predicted model, not a curated record
GAUAAAACCCGGCCCAGGCUCUGGGCUCAGCUCAGCUCCGUGCCCUCCUGCAGCCCAGCAGAGCCUCGGCAUCGUUCAGGGAAGCUUGGGCAACCCCUCUGCCGACACCAUGGUGCACUGGACAGCCGAGGAGAAGCAGCUCAUCACCGGCCUCUGGGGCAAGGUCAACGUGGAGGAGUGCGGCGCCGAGGCCCUGGCCAGGCUGCUGAUCGUCUACCCCUGGACCCAGAGGUUCUUCUCUGACUUCGGGAACCUGUCCAGCCCCACGGCCAUCAUCGGCAACCCCAAGGUGCGUGCCCACGGCAAGAAAGUGCUCACCUCCUUCGGGGAAGCCAUCAAGAACCUGGACAACCUCAAGGGCACCUACUCCAAGCUGUCCGAGCUGCACUGCGACAAGCUGCACGUGGACCCCGAGAACUUCAGGCUCCUGGGUGACAUCCUGGUCAUCGUCCUGGCCGCCCACUUCACCAAGGACUUCACCCCUGCCUGCCAAGCCACGUGGCAGAAGCUGGUCGGGCUGGUGGCCCACGCCCUGGCCCGCAAGUACCACUGAGGCCUCGGGAGGCACCUGUGUCUGUAAUGGGCAAUAAAAACCGCCUUUCCUGAA